Molecule: messenger RNA, 1670 nt
Organism: Triticum dicoccoides
Lineage: Eukaryota; Viridiplantae; Streptophyta; Magnoliopsida; Poales; Poaceae
Product: aspartyl protease family protein At5g10770-like
Exons: 2
Coding region: 75-1520 (481 amino acids)
Biological process (GO): proteolysis
Molecular function (GO): aspartic-type endopeptidase activity
Source: RefSeq, a predicted model, not a curated record
ACACAGACACAGAGCGGCUAGCUAGGAAGCCGGCCUUUCUGCUGCCCGGCCGUCACCGAGAAGAAGCUUCGUGCAUGGCCUCCGGCGCGUUGCGUCGCCGUCGAGGCGCUCCGUUCAGGGUCUCGGUUGUCCUUAUCGCCACCGCCCUGGUCCGCCUCGCCGCGUCGGCUGCUGAGAGGACGGCGACGAGCGGCCCGGAGCCGGACUGGCACGUCGUCAGCGUCGCCGCGCUGCUGCCGCCCGCGGCCUGCACGGCGUCCAAGGCAGUGGCAUCAAACUGGUCGGCCCUCCACGUCGUGCACCGGCACGGCCCGUGCUCGCCGCUGCAGGCUCGCAGCGCCCCGCCGCCCCACGCCGAGCUCCUGAACGACGACCAGGCCAGGGUCGACUCCAUACACCGCAAGGUCGCCGCGGCGGCGUCGCCCGCGCUGGAACAAGCCCGUGGCGCGAAGGGCGUGACCCUGCCGGCGCAGCGGGGCAUCUCCCUCGGCACCGGCAACUACGUCGUGUCCGUGGGCCUCGGCACCCCGGCCAGGGACGUGACGGUGGUGUUCGACACCGGCAGCGACCUGUCGUGGGUGCAGUGCACGCCGUGCUCGGACUGCUACGAGCAGAAGGACCCGCUCUUCGACCCGGCGCGGUCCUCGACGUACUCCGCCGUGCCAUGCGCCGCGCCGGAGUGCCAGGGGCUGGACUCGCGGAGCUGCUCGCCCGACAGGAAAUGCCGGUACGAGGUCGUGUACGGCGACCAGUCGCAGACCGACGGCGCCCUGGCGCGCGACACGCUGACGCUGACGCCGUCCGACGCGCUCCCGGGGUUCGUCUUCGGGUGCGGCGAACGGGACACCGGGCUGUUCGGCAGGGCCGACGGGCUCGUCGGGCUCGGCCGCGAGAAGGUGUCGCUGUCGUCCCAAGCGGCGUCCAAGUACGGGGCGGGGUUCUCCUACUGCCUCCCGUCGUCGCCGAGCGCCGCGGGGUACCUGUCCCUCGGCGGGCCGGCGCCGGCGAACGCACGAUUCACGGCGAUGGAGACCCGCCACGACACGCCGUCAUUCUACUACGUCGGCCUCGUCGGUGUCAAGGUCGCCGGGCGGACGGUCAGGGUCUCUCCCAUCGUGUUCGCGGCCGCCGGCACGGUGAUCGACUCGGGGACGGUGAUCACCCGCCUGCCGCCGCGCGCGUACGCGGGGCUCCGGUCCGCGUUCGCGCGCUCCAUGGGCAGGUACGGGUACAAGCGGGCGCCCGCGCUGUCCAUCCUGGACACGUGCUACGACUUCACGGGGCACACGACGGUGCGCAUACCGUCGGUGGCGCUGGUGUUCGCCGGCGGCGCCGCCGUGGGGCUCGACUUCAGCGGGGUGCUGUACGUGGCGAAGGUGGCGCAGGCGUGCCUGGCGUUCGCGCCCAACGGCGACGGCGCGGACGUCGGCAUCCUCGGGAACACGCAGCAGAAGACGCUCGCGGUGGUGUACGACGUCGCCAACAACAAGAUCGGGUUCGGCGCCAACGGCUGCAGCUGAUGGCUGGCCGCUACUUGGUCGAUCGAGCUUAAUCGAUCACCAUUUUUUUUCUCUUCUGAAGUGCGACAUGGAACAUGGAAGAAAUCCAAAUAUAUCAUCGGUAAUGCAAAAUACUGUAUUUUUUUUGCGGGGGACAAAAUACUGUAUUUG